This is a messenger RNA of Aspergillus puulaauensis, 2379 nucleotides long. RefSeq names its product ribosome biogenesis protein ERB1 (gene erb1). Bases 1 to 2379 code for a protein of 792 amino acids. The transcript has a single exon. Gene Ontology annotation, molecular function: protein binding; ribonucleoprotein complex binding. The record is from RefSeq and is a predicted model, not a curated record. Lineage: Eukaryota; Fungi; Ascomycota; Eurotiomycetes; Eurotiales; Aspergillaceae. Gene Ontology annotation, biological process: ribosome biogenesis; maturation of LSU-rRNA from tricistronic rRNA transcript (SSU-rRNA, 5.8S rRNA, LSU-rRNA). Gene Ontology annotation, cellular component: PeBoW complex; preribosome, large subunit precursor.
AUGCCCGCCUUAAAGGAUUCAAAGAAACGCAAGGCGGUUACGCGUGAUGUUGAGGAGGAAGCAGGUGCAUUUUCUGGGGAUGAACUGAAUUCUGGGGACUUGGACGGUGCUCUUUCAGACACUGCGCACGACCUUUCGAGUGAUGAGGACGCUAGUGAUUCGGAAAUCGAAUUGAUUGAUGAUUUCAGCAGCGAUGAUGAAGAAGAGGAUGAGGAGGAGGAUAUUGACAGCGAUGAAAUUCCGUCGGGCGGAGAAGACGAAGGUGUUGUAGCGAAAAAGCUACCUACAGCGGUAAACCUGGAUGACCCGUCUCAAGAUGAAGAAAUCUCGAAUGAGGAGGAACAAUUGAAUUACCGCAUUGGGAAGGAUGCGAAUGGAAAGGACCGCUAUAUCUACGAUGAAAUCAAUCCUGACGACAAUUCCGACUACUCCGAUGCCGAAGAGAAUGCGAACACUAUCGGCAACAUUCCAUUGUCUUUCUACGAUCAAUACCCCCAUAUUGGCUAUGACAUUAACGGCAAAAAAAUCCUACGCCCUGCAAAGGGAGAGGCUCUUGAUGCAUUACUGGAUAGCAUUGAAGUUCCCAAGGGUUGGACGGGUCUUACCGAUCCAUCCACUGGAAAGCCCUUAGAACUGAGCCAGGAUGAACUCGAAUUAUUGCGCAAAGUGCAAAUGAACGAGAUUCCAGAGGAGGGCUACAACCCAUAUGAACCCCUGACCGAGUGGUUUACGACCGAAAAGGAAAUCAUGCCUCUUAGUGCUGCGCCUGAACCGAAGCGUCGUUUCGUGCCAUCAAAGCAUGAAGCUAAACGUGUUAUGAAAAUUGUGAAGGCGAUCAAGGAGGGUCGUAUUCUACCAUUCAAACCUCCUACCGAGGAAGACGAAGAAGACAAGGACUUGAUUAAGUAUGAUCUUUGGGCUGAUGAAGCUGAGCGACCUGAUCAUCCCAUGCACGUCCCAGCUCCAAAGCUCCCACCACCAGGAUACGAGGAGAGUUAUCACCCGCCGCCUGAAUAUCUGCCUGAUAAGAAAGAACGCAAAGCUUGGGAGGAGGCAGAUCCUGAAGACCGAGAGCAGGACUUCCUUCCCAGCGAUUUUGGUUCUCUUCGCAAGGUGCCCGGCUAUGAAAGUUUCAUCAAAGAAAAGUUUGAAAGAUGUUUGGAUCUUUACUUGGCGCCUAGAGUUAGGAGGAGCAAGCUGAACAUUGACCCCGAAAGCUUGCUUCCCAAACUCCCAAGCCCAGAAGAGUUGAAACCGUUCCCAACUGCAUGCGCGGCCGUUUUCAGAGGACACAAAGGCCGUGUCCGCAGCCUUGCUGUUGACCCUACCGGUAUUUGGCUCGCUACUGGUGGAGACGAUGGUACUGUUCGAGUUUGGGAACUGAUAACUGGCCGUCAACUGUGGAGCGUCAAAAUCGGUGAAGAUGAGGCAGUUAAUGCAGUUCGUUGGCGUCCAGGCAAGGAUGCUGUCAUCCUAGCCGCAGCAGCAGGCGACGAUAUCUUCCUUGCAGUCCCGCCCAUUGCUGACCCCGAAACUGAAAAGGCGAGCAUGGACCUCCUUGAUGCUGGCUGGGGAUAUGCUGCUUCAAAGCCUGCUCCAAAGGCUGCAGACGAGGAGAAAAAGAGCACACCUCCUCAGUGGAUACGUCCCUCAGCGGCCCUUGCAGACUCCGGUGUAUGCGCUGUGAUCCCUCUUCGUUAUGUCGCGAAGUCGAUCUCAUGGCACCGCCGGGGAGACUACUUUGUCACAGUGUGCUCUGGAUCCUCGACACCGGCCUCGGUGGCUAUCUCAAUCCACACCGUUUCUAAACACCUAACUCAGUACCCCUUCCGUCGACGCAUCAAGGGUGGAGGCCCACCACAGACAGCCCACUUCCACCCAUCGAAACCCAUCCUUUUUGUCGCCAACCAACGCACAAUCCGUGCCUACGAUCUUUCCCGCCAACUCCUCGUCAAGAUCGUUCAGCCUGGUGCCCGCUGGAUCUCGUCAUUCGACAUCCACCCAACAUCUUCCACUGCCGCAGGCGGUGAUAAUCUCAUCGUCGGUUCUUACGACCGACGUCUCCUCUGGCACGAUCUCGAGCUCUCCCAACGCCCAUACAAAACCCUCCGCUACCAUCGCAAGGCAAUUCGCGCCGUUAAAUUCCACCCCGGCGGACGUUAUCCCCUCUUUGCUGACGCCAGUGAUGAUGGUUCUCUUCAAAUUUUCCAUGGAAAUGUCACCGGUGAUAUGCUUAGCAAUGCUACCAUUGUCCCACUUAAGGUCCUGAAGGGUCACAAGAUUACCGGAGAACUAGGUGUUUUGGAUAUUGAUUGGCACCCUCGGGAAGCAUGGUGUGUAAGUGCAGGUGCAGAUGGAACGUGUCGAUUGUGGAUGUAA